This is a messenger RNA of Carassius gibelio (silver crucian carp), 2213 nucleotides long. RefSeq lists its product as uncharacterized. The transcript is spliced from 8 exons. The record is from RefSeq and is a predicted model, not a curated record. Bases 252 to 1112 code for a protein of 286 amino acids. Lineage: Eukaryota; Metazoa; Chordata; Actinopteri; Cypriniformes; Cyprinidae.
UACCGGUCCAGGAUCAGUGAUCAUUAGCAGUUAUAUUUCCGAUUUGAGCGUGAGUUUCAGAACUGCUUUCGACAAUGUAUCGUUAGAGACUACUUGUCUUUUGUUGAUCAAAAAAGAGCUUAGCUACUGUAAAGCUGUUUUUACGCUACCACUACGCUACUGAGAAAUGUUUUUAAACUAUAGCGUCACUCGGCUAUAUUUGUAGCUACUGCCCAUCACUGACAAAGUAUACCACAAGAACAACAUACAGUAUGUUCAGUAUCUUAAGGAAAGAAAUUACAGAAAUGACAGGGAAAAGAUCAGACUCGGAAGCAUCCAGCUCUGUGUCUGUGAAGAGUGACCAUUCAAUAGGUGGUGUACCAGACUUAAGUAUGGAAACAACAUCCCCUGCAAAAAGUAGGAAAAGAUCAGUCUCAGAAACAUCCAGCUCUGUGUCUGUGGAGAGUGAUCAUUCAAUAGGUGGUGUACCAGACUUAAGUAUGGAAACAACAUCCCCUGCAAAAAGUAUGAAAAGAUCAAUCUCAGAAACAUUCAGCUCUGUGUCUGUGAGGAGUGAUCAUUCAAUAGGUGGUGUACCAGACUUAAGUAUGGAAACAACAUCCUCUGCAGAAAGAGAAAGAUCAGGCUCACAUGUAUCCAGCUUUGUGUCCAUGAAGAGUGACCAUUCAAAAGAUGGUGGAACACCAAAAUUCAGUGAGAAAACAACAUCUACGAAAAGUAACAAAGGACAUAAGACCACAGUAAAUAUUGGUUCAGAAAUUACACGGUGGGAAGCUCUAAAAGCACAGAAGGGAAUGAGAAGUGAUGUGGAACUGGCAACUUUUCUUCUCAACAAAAUUCAACAUGAGCAAUCAGACUUCCAGAAUUAUCGCUUCAACAUAGAAAAUCUUGUCUGGAUCUUCAAGAUGGAAGAACAGACAAAACAAAACAACCACAAAAACACAAGUCCAGGACAACAUAACGUGAUGCCCACCAGGGCGGAGCAGAAGACCACCACAUCUGUGUGGUCGAAACAGAUGCCCCCCAGGGCGGAGCAGAAGACCACCACAUCCGUGCGACCGCAUAAACAGGAGGACAAGUCUGGUUGGGCAAUGCUGAAACAGAAAACAUGAACAAGUUAAGGGUAGCCUCCGUGGCCACAACAGGAUCAGUCGGGUGCUCAGAGAGUUCGACUGAGACGUGACAAGACUCUGGAAGUUCCGCAGAGGCGAGGAGAGACUCUAGUAGUUCAGCAGAGACGUGGAAUGGCUCUGGUAGUUCAGCAGAGACAUGGAGAGGCUCUGGUAGUUCAUCAGAGAUGUGGAGAGGCUCUAAAGGUUCAGCAGAGAUGUGGGGAGGCUCUGGUAGUUCCUCAGAGAUGUGGGGAGGCUCUGGUAGUUCCUCAGAGACGUGGGGAGGCUCUGGUAGUUCCACAGAGAAGUGACGAGACUCUGGUAAUCCCAUGGUGUUUAUACUGGAUUCCAGAAGAUCAAUGCUGACUUGACUCUGCUUAUGAAGAUUAUUGGUGAAUUGUAUUUGUUCAUGAAGAUCAAUGGUGACUUGUAUUUGUUCAUGAAGAUCAAUGGUGAUUUGCCUUUGUUCAUGAAGAUCAAUGGUGACUUGCCUUUGUUCAUGAAGAUCACUGGUGACUUGAAUUCUCCCAUGAAGAACCCCGGUGACUUGACUCUGUCCCUGAAGAUCACCGGUGACUUGACUCUGUCCCUGAAGAUCACCAGUGACUUGACUCUGUCCCUGAAGAUCACCAGUGACUUGACUUUGUCCCUGAAGAUCACCAGUGACUUGACUGAUCACCAGUGACUUGACUCUGUCCCUGAAGAUCACCAGUGACUUGACUCUGUCCUUGAAGAUUACCAGUGACUUGACUUGACUCUGGAAGGUCAACGGUGACUAGCCCUGACUCUGGAAGGUCAACGGUGACUAGCCCUGACUCUGGAAGGUCAACGGUGACUAGCCCUGACUCUGGAAGGUCAACGGUGACUAACCCUGACUCUGGAGGGUCAACGGUGACUGGCCCUGACUCUGGAGGGUCAACGGUGACUGGCCCUGACUCUGGAGGGUCAAAGGUGACUGGCCCUGACUCUGGAGGGUCAAAGGUGACUGGCCCUGACUCUGGAGGGUCAACGGUGACUGGCCCUGACUCUGGAGGGUCAACGGUGACUAGCCCUGAAUCUGGAAGGUCAACGGUGACUAGCCCUGACUCUGGAGGGUCAACG